AUGCAGAUCAACGAGCAUGCCCUACCCGAUGCAAGACUCAACCACAAGACCGAGGCUUGGGAGCAUUCCAACGUCCUCAUCAUCGGCGGAGGGCUCACCAGCGUGCAGCUGGCGGACGUCCUGAUCCGGCGAGGCGUCAGCAAAGUCCACCUUCUCAUGCGACGAGGAUGGCAGCUCAAGCCCUUCGACGUCGAUCUGAUCUGGAUGAGCAAGUUCAAGAGCACGGCCCGAGCUGCUUCUCGGUCGGCGGACAGCUUUGAAGAAAAUCUCGACAUCAUUAAGCAAGCCCGCGACGGCGGAAGCACGACUAGCCGAUACCAGAAGAUCCUCGAAGGCCACAUCAAACGAAAGAGACUUGUGGUUCAUACGCACAUAACCGUCAAGACACAGUCGUACUGCCGCGAUACCAAACAUCGGAUCAUAGGCUCGCAGCCACCUUUACUUGCUCUCCCGGAGUUCGAUCCCAGCUCCUAG
Saxophila tyrrhenica is the source of this 474-nucleotide messenger RNA. RefSeq lists its product as uncharacterized. The transcript has 2 exons. Lineage: Eukaryota; Fungi; Ascomycota; Dothideomycetes; Mycosphaerellales; Extremaceae. The coding region runs from base 1 to 474 and encodes 157 amino acids. The record is from RefSeq and is a predicted model, not a curated record.